Molecule: messenger RNA, 1974 nt
Organism: Ictalurus punctatus (channel catfish)
Lineage: Eukaryota; Metazoa; Chordata; Actinopteri; Siluriformes; Ictaluridae
Gene: gmppb
Product: GDP-mannose pyrophosphorylase B
Exons: 10
Coding region: 329-1411 (360 amino acids)
Biological process (GO): cell wall mannoprotein biosynthetic process; GDP-mannose biosynthetic process
Cellular component (GO): cytoplasm
Molecular function (GO): mannose-1-phosphate guanylyltransferase (GTP) activity; GTP binding
Source: RefSeq, a predicted model, not a curated record
CGUCACGCCGCCACGCCCACUCGCCUGGAUCCUGGAAGAACCUCGGCGCUUAUUCAUUGAAUAGAAACCUGUUUAACGGUGGAGGAAACUUUGUCAGAAAUACGGGUGUGUCCCAGGUCCUGCAGCUCAUCUGCUCUGAAUUACAGUGAUAAAUCGUCACAGGUCUCCACGAGGCUGAAGCUCUGACGAGGUCUACAAGUUUAUCGAGCGGUAGCGUUACAGUGAGUGAGUGAGUGAGUGCGGUUAUACCUGCCGUACCUGAUGCUGCCGUGUGUCUCGGCUCAUUCAGACUGCAGUUCAUCGCUACGUUCUUUCCGAUCCGUCCGUCAUGAAAGCUCUGAUUCUCGUCGGGGGCUACGGCACAAGAUUACGGCCUCUCACGCUCAGCGUGCCCAAGCCACUGGUGGAGUUCUGUAACAAACCCAUCCUGCUCCAUCAGGUGGAAGCCUUAGUCAAGGCGGGAGUCCGUCAUGUCGUCCUGGCCGUCAGCUACAUGUCCGACCUCCUGGAAAGAGAGAUGAAGACACAGGAACAGAGACUCGGAAUAAAAAUCUCCCUUUCCCAUGAGAAGGAACCGCUGGGGACAGCUGGUCCUCUCGCUCUGGCUCGUGAGCUGCUGACGGACAGCGACGAGCCUUUUUUUGUGCUCAACAGUGAUGUGAUCUGUGACUUUCCAUUCGAGGACAUGCUUAAAUUCCACAAGAACCACGGCAAAGAGGGAACCAUUGUCGUAACUAAAGUGGAGGAGCCGUCGAAGUACGGCGUGGUGGUGUACGAGGGCGAGACCGGCCGCAUUCACCGCUUCGUCGAGAAGCCGCAGGUGUUCGUCUCCAACAAGAUCAACGCCGGAAUGUACAUCUUCAGCCCGAGCAUGCUGAGGAGAAUACAGUUGCGACCCACCUCUAUUGAGAAGGAGAUUUUCCCAGUCAUGGCUGAGGAGGGACAGCUUUAUGCCAUGGAGCUUCAAGGGUUCUGGAUGGACAUCGGUCAGCCUAAAGACUUCCUGACCGGCAUGUGUAUGUACCUGCAGUCUGUCCGACAGAACGCUCCCGAGAGGCUCCGCACUGGACCCGGCUUCCUCGGCAACGUUUUAGUGGACCCAACGGCGGUGAUCGGGGAGAACUGCACAAUUGGGCCCAACGUGACCAUCGGCGCCGGGGUGGUGCUGGAGGAUGGCGUGAGGAUCAAACGCUGCACCGUGCUGAAGGGAGCUCAUAUCCGCUCACACUCCUGGCUUGAGUCAUGCAUCGUGGGCUGGAGCUCUUCUGUAGGACAAUGGGUGCGGAUGGAGAAUGUCAGUGUUCUGGGAGAGGACGUGAUCGUCAGCGAUGAGCUCUACAUCAACGGCGCUAACGUUCUGCCCCACAAGUCCAUCACAGACUCUGUGCCCGAGCCUCGCAUCAUCAUGUAGAAAUCAAGCACAUUCUUGUACUUCUCCGUGCCCGAGUGUGUAUCAGGAGAGCGCUAAUGGUGUGAGGCAUGGCUGGGAAUUUUAGCGGGAGGGUUGUAAGUAUUGUAAAAGACGGGCGGUGACGUUCCUGUAUUUAAGUGUCGAGAUGAAGGUUUGUCUAGAAUUUUUCUAGAUCUGCCCUGUGUAUAUGAAAAGAUGAAGGUUGGAUCGAAUGUCACAUUGCCUUAAAAACGAGGAGCCUGUGUCCCUUAUGCAACUUAUUUCUUCAUUUUGUCUUUUUCCUUAGUGAUGAUUUAGGAUGAUAAUAAUAAUAAUAAUAAUAAUAAUAAUAAUAACAGUAGGGUUGUCUGUGCAAAGUGUACAUAUUGUACUCUACAUAUGGUACAUAUUGAGCUGAGUGCAUCUUAGAAGCUUGGAGGUGCCAUAGUAUUCAUUUAAUCCAGAUUAAAGGAAUAUUCCGACAUAUUUCAACCUAAUUACUUGUAGUAUACUGUAUACAGUAUGUGAUUACCACAUUAUAAGAAUCUUGACACAUUGCUCUGUAUUAAAAAAAGAAUGGAAGA